CUCUGUAGUCGAGCCGUAGCGUCAGCCGGGUCCUCCUGUUUCAGCUGAGCUCCUCCUCCUGUAUUUGUGAAGUGUCGAGUUUAACGUCUGAGUGACUUUCAGGUCGGACGUUGUCAGACACUCCUGUGUAGCAGCAGCCCCGUCGUCAUGUUGAGGCUGGGUUUCUGCCUGUGUUUGGUGGCAGCUGUGCACGCACAGCAGUCCUUCCUGACGCAGCCUUUGGUGACACAGCAGCAACAGCCUCUAGCGCAGCAACAGCUGUCACUAGCUCAGCAAGACUCACUUUUACUGCAAGAUCCCCUUCUUCUACAACAAGGUUCACUGUCGCUACAACAGCGGCCAUUAUUGCAGGGAUCUCUAUCAGUCCAGGAUACUCUGGGCUUACAGCAAGAUCAACGCCUCGCGUUACAAGAUCCUCUUUUAAUAGGUCAAACUUCCCUCGGAAAAGCUGCCCUUCCUCAGCUGCAAACAUUUGAACAACAGUUGCAGAAUCCGUCAGCAGCAACAAGCUCUUCGACUGCGGGAAGAAGCUCGCCGGCAACAAGAGCGAAGGAGACAGCAGGAACUCGCUCGCUUGAGGCUGUUACGCCGUCAGGAAGAGGCUCUCCGUCAACGGCAGGCACAGCUCCAGCGAGCACAGAUUCUGCAGACUCAGACACAGUUGGAGCAGGCACAGCUUCUGCAGAAUGAAGCACAGCUUCUGCAAACUAGGACACGUCUUCAGGAAUCACCAUCACAGCCGCAAGGCCAGAGGAUAGGGCGGCCUUCCAUACCCAUCCUCGAAGAUAAUCGUGACGGCCCCUUCCAGGACGGCACCUACUACUUCACGUACUCUACUGGCAACGGUAUCCUGAGGGAGGAGGGUGCCAGGCUCACCAGUCCUCUCACC
Messenger RNA from Homarus americanus (American lobster), 889 nucleotides. Its product is annotated as gamma-gliadin B-I-like. Bases 148 to 690 code for a protein of 180 amino acids. The transcript has 3 exons. The record is from RefSeq and is a predicted model, not a curated record. Lineage: Eukaryota; Metazoa; Arthropoda; Malacostraca; Decapoda; Nephropidae.